GGCAGUUGUCACUGCAGUGACUGUUCCUGGACAGCAGAGAUCACUGAGUUUGAGUACAUCUUAUGCCAUUGUGACACAUGUCGAAAGCUAGGAGGAGGGCCGUUCUCCAUGAACCAGAUAAUUCACAUGGCAAGGCCAUCUUCACCUUCCUGCCACACCUAUACUGGAGCCUCCGGAAAGCCAGUCAACUGUUACUUCUGCCCCAAUUGUACCUCCCACAUCUACCACCACCCAGCCGUCAUGGGGGACUGA
This is a messenger RNA of Aspergillus heteromorphus CBS 117.55, 252 nucleotides long. RefSeq lists its product as uncharacterized. Gene Ontology annotation, molecular function: carbon-sulfur lyase activity. The record is from RefSeq and is a predicted model, not a curated record. Lineage: Eukaryota; Fungi; Ascomycota; Eurotiomycetes; Eurotiales; Aspergillaceae. The annotation marks the transcript as partial. The transcript has 2 exons.